UCACAACACCAUAUAAACAUAGAGAGUUACGUUAGUUACGAAGAAUGAGUGAUAUGAUCCUAAUAGUGAGUUGAUAACGUGCGUUUCGAGUCGGAAUCACGUAGCUGUAGCAGGAUUUGCAAAGUGGGGUUUUGUGCCUCUCCACGUUUGAUUAUUCUCUCUCUCUCUAAAACUCUCUUUAUCUGUCUGCAGAGCUGUGGGAGGAGGAGGAAGGUUAGUGGAAGAUUGCGAGUUACAUCUUGGAUCUACCCGUUGCCGGAAGUCAAGACUCAUCCGAAUUUGCUGUGCCCCUUCUCAAUUUCUCGCUCUUUGAACAAUCAUGAACGCGUUAGCUGCAACGAACAGAAACUUUAAGCUGGCAGCUCGGCUUUUGGGGUUGGACUCAAAGCUUGAACAGAGUUUACUUAUCCCAUUUAGGGAAAUCAAGGUUGAGUGUACCAUACCAAAAGAUGAUGGCACUUUAGCAUCUUUUGUUGGAUUCAGAGUUCAACAUGACAAUGCCAGAGGCCCCAUGAAGGGAGGAAUCAGAUACCACCCAGAGGUUGACCCAGAUGAGGUGAAUGCUUUAGCUCAACUUAUGACAUGGAAGACAGCAGUAGCCAAUAUACCGUAUGGUGGGGCAAAAGGUGGGAUAGGAUGUGCUCCAGGUGAAUUAAGCAUCUCUGAGCUAGAACGACUUACAAGAGUUUUCACCCAGAAGAUACAUGAUCUAAUUGGAGUCCACACUGAUGUUCCAGCACCUGAUAUGGGAACAAAUCCACAGACGAUGGCAUGGAUACUAGAUGAAUACUCAAAGUUUCAUGGAUACUCGCCUGCAGUGGUAACCGGAAAACCUAUCGAUCUUGGUGGAUCCCUAGGAAGAGAUGCAGCUACAGGAAGGGGAGUACUUUUUGCAACAGAGGCCCUGCUUCAUGAGCAUGGAAAGAGCAUUGCUGGACAACGGUUUGUCAUACAGGGAUUCGGGAAUGUUGGUUCAUGGGCUGCUCAACUCAUCAGUGAGAAGGGUGGGAAAAUUGUUGCAGUAAGUGACAUAACUGGAGCCUUGAAGAACAACAAUGGAAUUGACAUUCCAACCCUACUCAUGCACGUCAAAGAAAAUCGUGGGGUUAGAGGUUUUGCAGGUGGAGAUCCAAUCGAUCCUAAUUCAAUAUUGGUUGAAGACUGUGACAUUCUUAUCCCAGCAGCCCUUGGGGGUGUGAUCAACAGGGAAAAUGCAAACGAUAUCAAAGCCAAGUUUAUCAUUGAGGCAGCUAAUCAUCCAACUGAUCCAGAGGCUGAUGAGAUCCUAUCCAAGAAAGGUGUUGUUAUCCUUCCAGACAUAUAUGCAAACUCUGGUGGAGUUACUGUUAGUUAUUUUGAGUGGGUUCAGAACAUCCAAGGCUUCAUGUGGGACGAGGAGAAAGUGAACGACGAGCUGAAAACCUACAUGACUAGAGGUUUUAAAGAUGUGAAGGAGAUGUGCAAGACCCAUAACUGUGAUCUCCGUAUGGGAGCCUUCACCCUUGGAGUUAAUCGCGUUGCCCGCGCAACAGUUCUAAGAGGUUGGGAAGCAUAAAAUGAGGGUGCUUGAAUAAAGUUGAGGCUUAGGGAAAGCCUCUAAAUUCUUGACUAGGGUUUAAUUUAACUCUUGCAUGAGAGCUUUAACAAGAGGUUGUUAUUAUUAUUAUGUUCAGACUUUAUUAAAUUUUCAGCCUCUCAGUUCUAAUAGUUCUGCAUUUUUCAAUGGUUUGCUUAAACAAUGGGAUUCUCGCUAAAGGAAUCUUUCUUUAGUUGAUUA
Cornus florida is the source of this 1777-nucleotide messenger RNA. RefSeq names its product glutamate dehydrogenase B. Gene Ontology annotation, cellular component: mitochondrion. Lineage: Eukaryota; Viridiplantae; Streptophyta; Magnoliopsida; Cornales; Cornaceae. Gene Ontology annotation, biological process: L-glutamate catabolic process. The transcript has 11 exons. Gene Ontology annotation, molecular function: L-glutamate dehydrogenase (NAD+) activity. The coding region runs from base 320 to 1555 and encodes 411 amino acids. The record is from RefSeq and is a predicted model, not a curated record.